AGAUCGCAUCAGAAAGAAACCCACCUGCUAAUUAUAUCUUGGAACACAAGUAUAAGAGAUUUUUUAUCAAAGGAACAAUCAUUUGCAACAAUGACAAGAACAUUUACGGGCAUGAAUAAAGGAUUUAUCCUCCAUGUUCUGUUGGUGACACUGUCUUGGAGAUAUAUGGCAGCAAGCAACACGACAAGUACCGCUAUGCCGACAACAGCAAAUAGCGGCACAACAACUAUGGCAGAAAGCACGGUGAUGAGUACCGCUAUGCCGACAACAGCAAAUAGCGGCACAACAACUAUGGCAGAAAGCACGGUGAUGAGUACCGCUAUGCCGACAACAGCAAAUAGCGGCACAACAACUAUGGCAGAAAGCACGGUGAUGAGUACCGCUAUGCCGACAACAGCAAAUAGCGGCACAACAACUAUGGCAGAAAGCACGGUGAUGAGUACCGCUAUGUCGACAACAGCAAAUAGCGGCACAACAACUGUGGCAAAAAGCACGGUGAUGAGUACUGCUAUGCUGACAACAGCAAAUGGAGGCACAACAACUAUGGCAGAAAGCACGGUGAUGAGUACUGCUAUGCGGACAACAGCAAAUGGAGGCACAACAACUAUGGCAGAAAGCACGGUGAUGAGUACUGCUAUGCCGACAACAGCAAAUGGAGGCACAACAACUAUGGCAGAAAGCACGGUGAUGAGUACUGCUAUGCCGACAACAGCAAAUAGCGGCACAACCACUAUGGCAGAAAGCACGGUGAUGAGUACCGCUAUGUCGACAACAGCAAAUGGAGGCACAACAACUAUGGCAGAAAGCACGGUGACAGGUACCGCUAUGUCGACAACAACCGCAGGAACAACAGCAGCACCAUCUAACACCGCAACCAUGAUUGCAAGCAUCCCAUCACUUCCGGCACCUGUUUCCCGACAAGAAUGUGGUUCCACAAAGCUCUGUGCAGAUGAACCGUCAGAGUGUGAUCCCUCUACAGGAGACAAUUGCUUUUUCCUCUCUGCCAGGCGACAAAGCGGCCAAAAUUUUGACUUUGAGCUCUCAGGACAAACUAGAGGCUACAUUGCUGCUGGUGUCUCAAAUGCUGCAAGUCAGGAUGGCAGUCACAGAGCCUACAUCUGUGUAAACAACAACGGUAAUAUCGGAUACCUAACUGGUACCAUUGAUGACUCAGUGCUUAAUCCGACAAAGAAAUUGGACUCAAGCAAUGAGAAGGGCACAGUCAACAAUGGCAAAAUCCAGUGUACAUUUACAGCUGCACUACCAGACACACCUUCCCGAGCAAGCACCCAAUACUCGUUAUCAAUUACAACUGGAUCUUACAAUGCCAGUUCUGAGAUGUUUGGAACAGCGGAUUUCAAAGUUCUGACACCUCUUGUAAACAUUUCUGAUCCUGCUGCUAACGUCUCCAAUUUGCUGGCCAAUGACACCUCUGCUUCCUCUGCUGUUCUGGUCACACCCACAAAGUCAUUCCUGCCAGCUCUGCUGGUUACCGUGUGUAUGCUGGCUUUCACCGUAAUGUGAAGAAACCAUCAUCAGCAUAUUUUGUAAUGACUUUUCAUUUGGAAAUUUAAGAGAAUUUGUUGCCAAAUGUUUUACAUGUUUUACUCCGGAAGCAUUGCUGUAAAUCAAAAUAUAUUCUUUGUUUAAAUCAUGAAGCUUUCACUGGUGGAUGUUAUAUGCACAUUACGCGCAAAUGGGAUGAUAAAACUGCUUCAUAUGAUGCCAAAUUUUGGUGAAUACGUAAUUUAUACAUUUGCAGAGAUAGACAUAAAAUAUUAUAUGUUGCUUAAAAAAAUACGUUUGUGAACUAUUUUUUUUUUGCUGUUAAAUAAAUUAUUAUUAAUAAUUUA
Fundulus heteroclitus (mummichog) is the source of this 1853-nucleotide messenger RNA. RefSeq names its product protein rtoA-like. Gene Ontology annotation, biological process: regulation of glutamate receptor signaling pathway. Bases 91 to 1524 code for a protein of 477 amino acids. The record is from RefSeq and is a predicted model, not a curated record. The transcript is spliced from 7 exons. Lineage: Eukaryota; Metazoa; Chordata; Actinopteri; Cyprinodontiformes; Fundulidae.